AUGGAAAUACACAAUGUAACAGUGUUGAACGAAUUCAUUCUCAUGGGAAUCACAGACCACCCAGAGCUGCAGGCUCCAUUAUUUGUGCUGUUCCUCAUCAUCUACCUGAUCUCAGUGGCGGGGAACUUGGGCAUGGUCAUCCUCACCAAGAUGGACUCCAGGCUACAAACACCCAUGUACUUCUUCCUCAGACACCUGGCUUUUACUGAUCUUGGUUAUUCAACAACUGUGGGCCCCAAAAUGUUAGCAAAUUUUGUUGUGGGUCAAAAUACAAUCUCCUAUUAUUUUUGUGCCACACAGCUGGCUUUUUUCAUCAUGUUCAUUAUUAAUGAACUUUUUAUUCUGUUACCAAUGUCUUACGACCGCUAUGUGGCCAUCUGUAACCCUCUACUCUACACAGUCAUCAUGUCCCAAAGGGUAUGUCAGGCGCUGGUGGUAAUCCCCUAUCUCUACAGCAUAUUUGUUUCUCUUCUAAUCACUGUCAAGAUUUUUAAUUUAUCCUUCUGUGGUUAUAAUGUCAUCAGACAUUUCUACUGUGACGCUCUUCCCUUGUUAUCUUUGCUCUGCUCAAACACACAUGUAACUGAACUGAUUAUUCUGAUUUUCUCAGCUUUUAAUUUGAUUUCAUCCCUUCUAAUAGUUCUUUUGUCUUACCUGCUCAUCCUUGUAGCCAUUCUCAGGAUGAACUCUGCUGAGGGUAAACGCAAGGCUUUUUCUACCUGUGGAUCCCACCUGACAGUGGUCAUAGUGUUCUAUGGGACUCUGAUAUUUUUGUAUGUGCAGCCCAAGUCUGGUCAUUCCUUUGACACUGAUAAAGCGGCUUCCCUAUUUUACACCCUCAUUAUCCCCAUGUUGAAUCCCUUGAUCUAUAGCUUGAGGAACAAAGACGUAAAAUAUGCUCUACAAAGGAUAUGGAAAAAACUAUGCAAUAUCUGUUCUUAA
This is a messenger RNA of Diceros bicornis minor, 942 nucleotides long. RefSeq names its product olfactory receptor 8K3-like. Gene Ontology annotation, biological process: sensory perception of smell; G protein-coupled receptor signaling pathway. The transcript has a single exon. Gene Ontology annotation, cellular component: membrane. The record is from RefSeq and is a predicted model, not a curated record. Gene Ontology annotation, molecular function: G protein-coupled receptor activity; odorant binding; olfactory receptor activity. Lineage: Eukaryota; Metazoa; Chordata; Mammalia; Perissodactyla; Rhinocerotidae. Bases 1 to 942 code for a protein of 313 amino acids.